AUGGAAACUCUGAUUGUGCUUAUUCCUAAAAUUGAUAACCCUACCUUUAUGAAGGAUUUCAGGCAUAUAAGCUUGUGUAAUGUUGUUUAUAAAAUUAUCACCAAAGUAUUGACUAACCGACUUCGGCCUUUUCUUCCAGAUAUUGUUAGUCCUUUACAAGGAAGUUUUAUUCCGGGUCGUGGUGCUCCUGAUAAUAUUAUUGUGGCCCAAGAAAUUCUGAAUUUCAUGAAGCACACAAAAUCCAAGAAAGGUACUCUUGCUUUUAAAAUUGAUCUUGAAAAAGCUUAUGAUAGGGUGGAUUGGAGGUUUUUGGAGAGUACUCUCAUUGCUUUUGGUUUUCCUAUUAUCACUGUUAAUUUGAUUAUGAAUUGUGUCCGUGCAUCAUCUCUUUCUAUUAUGUGGAAUGGGAAUAGAUUGGAUAGUUUUGCUCCUAGAAGGGGGCUUAGACAGGGUGAUCCAAUGUCUCCUUACUUAUUUGUGCUUUGUAUGGAAAGACUUGCUUGUUAUAUAUCUCAUAAGGUGGUCGAGGGUGUGUGGAAACCAGUUUCUGUCACUAGGAGUGGCCCAAAAUUUUCUCAUUUGAUGUUUGCAGAUGAUCUCUUACUCUUUUGUCAGGCUACAAAGAGUCAGGUUCAAAUGGUCAUGCAUUCUCUUAACAUUUUUUGCAAGGCAUCUGGCAUGAAAGUGAAUCUUGAAAAGUCUAAAGCUUUUUGUUCUAAAAAUGUGUCUGCUCGUAGAAGAGAUAUUUUUACUAGUGUUUCUUCAAUACGUUUUGCUUUAGACUUAGAAAGAUAUCUUGGAGUUAACCUUAAUCAUUCCCGUACCAGUAGGGCUUCUUUUCAUUCGGUGAUUGAAAAGGUGAGGGGAAGAUUAGCUAAUUGGAAAGGAAGGCUUCUAAAUAAAGCAGGGAGACUUUGUCUGAUCAAUUCUGUUGCAGCAUCCAUUCCUGUCUAUCAUAUGCAGUUCCUUUGGAAGGGUCAAGUUGAUGGUAGAGGUCUUUCUCUUGUUAAUUGGAGGACCGUGAUCACUCCAAAGAAAUUUGGUGGCCUGGGUGUUAGAGAUCCUGACAAGCCUUGGGUUGCUUUAUUGAGGGCAAAGUAUCUGAGGAAUGAGGGAGUUUUAGAUGGCCAUGUCCCUUGCAAUGCUUCUCAUGUUUGGAAGAGUAUCUCAAAGGCUUUUGGUGCUCUUAAGGAUGCCUUCUCUUGGUGCAUUGGGUCACUUGAUCAAUCCUUUUGGUUUGACAAUUGGAGUAUUGAGGGCCCAAUUGCUCAAGAUGUCCCUUUUGUACAUAUAUCUGACUCUGAUUUAACUAUUAGAGACGUUUGGAAAGAUGGUCAAUGGAAUCUCCAUGAUAUUUUCUCUAUCAUUCCAGAAGAUGUCAAACAACGUUUGAAUGCUUAUAAUCCGGAUUUGAAUGCUGGAGAGAGUUCGGGUUGGUCGUGGGGUGUGGCGUCUUCUAGACUCUACUCAGCUAGGAGUGGGUACAGUUGGCUAGCCAAAAGAAAGUUUGACUGGAAUGAGCAUGAUAAUUGGUUGUGGGUAUGGCGACUGCAUAUUCCUGAGAAGUACAAGUUCUUGAUUUGGCUCCGUCUUCGUAAUGCUAUUCCUACGGCAGAGUUUCGUUUAGGUCAUGGUUUAGCUUUAUCUAACACCUGUCAUCGAUGUCAGAAUGGUUCUGAAUCCAUUCUUCAUUGUCUUCAGGAGUGCCCUAGUGCCAAGGAGGUCUGGAACCUUUUAGGCAUGUAUUCAGAUAACUCGAAUUUACAUGAUUGGCUCUACAGAGUUCAUUCUGUUAAAUUGAAUUGUGAUGCUAGUUGGUUUGCUCCUUUUGGCUAUGCUGGUUUUGGUUGUAUCAUUCGCAAUCCUGAUGGAUGUUGGUUGAAAGGUUGCACUGGGAAAGUCGAAGUGUGCAAUGUUCUUUUUGCUGAAUUAGUUGCUUCCUUUGUCUCCGCCAUUGGUGUCGCUGCUGCUAUUGCUCCUUUUGUUGUCGCCGGAGCUGCAUUUCUUCUUUCUCCUCCAAUUCCGUUACCAUGCCACUGUGGCCACCACCACGCCGUCGUUGCUGCUGCCACGCUAAGAAGUUGA
Arachis duranensis is the source of this 2085-nucleotide messenger RNA. RefSeq lists its product as uncharacterized. The transcript is spliced from 7 exons. Bases 1 to 2085 code for a protein of 694 amino acids. NCBI's taxonomy places the organism in Eukaryota, Viridiplantae, Streptophyta, Magnoliopsida, Fabales, Fabaceae. The record is from RefSeq and is a predicted model, not a curated record.